CCUGUGGCAAGCAAGCCAGGGCGGGGACACCAGCGACCUGCUGGCACACCGGCUCAAGGUCUGUCGGCUUACGCGCCCCUUGGCCAAGCGCUUGUCUGCCCGGCCUCCGCCGAAGGCCCCGCCGAGAGAUGGCCCGCUGCGCACUCGCCACCGCCUGCGUGCUCGCGGCCUUCGCCUGCGCCGUCUACCAGGGCGCCCGCGCCUUCGUGCCCGCUCCGCAGGGCCCCGCCCUGCGCGGCGAGGCGCUGGCGGCCGCAGGCGCUCUCGCCCUCGCCGCGCCCGAGGCUGCCCACGCGUUCACGUACAACGGCAAGGAGUACUUCGACGUCUUCUACGGCAUCAGCCCGCUGUACUGGCCAUGUGCGCGUUCGGCAUCGUCUUCUACGGCGCCGUGCUGAAGAACGCCGCGCUCAAGUACAACACGCCCUACGGCACCACCACCAACCCCGACGCCAAGCCGGUGGUCACCGGCAAGUUCGUCGGCAUGGAGGUGGAGACCGGGCAGAUGGAGAACUACAACCUCGGGGGCAAGGACUACAUCAACAAGUAG
Molecule: messenger RNA, 550 nt
Organism: Prorocentrum cordatum
Lineage: Eukaryota; Dinophyceae; Prorocentrales; Prorocentraceae
Source: the annotation of a GenBank genome assembly